CAUCUAAAAUCAUUUACAUAGCUUGAGAAUCCCACCACAAUUAUUUAAUCAUCUUGGUAAGACAUUAUCAAUAAUUAUUAGGACCAUACCCGCUAAUUUUCUUCACAAACUCAGUUCCCUUGGAUUUUCCUAAAAUGUUCACUACAAUUUGUGAGAAUUACGGGUUAACAGUUGUCGAAUUCACAAUUUUAUGAAUAAACAUCACCACACUCGCUCAACGACAACGUAGCAUCUGAUGCACAAUUCAACUAUUUACGAGCACAUUCUCACAAAUAUCUUACGAGCACCAUAACCCAAAGUUGCCUUCCCUUUCUGAACAAAUGUACCUUUUAAGUACACCUUUGAGCAUCGGAAUGCUAGCUAGUCGUUGCGAGAGUUGGUAAAACAAAUUAAAAUAAAAAUAAACUUAUUACUGGAUUUGCUCGUAAAUACUGCAACUCUUUUCGGUGCCCAAAACAAAGGAAAGAACUGAAAAAACUGCAAACUGCAAUUCCUCAUUUCCCAUGAAUGAUUAAUGUAAUUUAAUAAAUUCCUCACCACCUCAUAGGUUAUGACUCAUGAUGGAAAAACCCUAUCCACUACUGCUCCAUGUCCUUGGGAACCAGCAAUCACAAACCCUAACCCCCCUGAAUUCAUUGAUAUUCUUUCAUACCAUGGAUUUUUAAUUUUUAUAACAGGAUCACCAUUGAUACGAGUGAUUCGAUAGUUACAUAUGCUACUCCGAUCGCAUGAAUAUUCAGCAAAUUUAUAACAGUCGACGAAACGGGCUUUAUAAUUAUACUUAUGGACAGUGAAAAAUUGAACUCGAAAACACAUAAUACCAAUCCCUGCCGUACCCGGUAUAUACUCUUCAGAGAUUGUUAUUUAUAAAUUCCUUCACCCUCCCCAGGUUUUCUUCACCAAAUAAAAAAACCCAACCCUACAGCCAGCCUUCUCUCUGGCAGUGGGUGAUGACUUCUUCAAGCCUGUAUAUUAUAAUGAGCUAUACAGAUGGUAUCAAAAAAUAUUUAUUAUCCAUGAGAUUUUCUUAAAAAAAGAACAAAUUAGAAUUCUGAGCCCCACCUCCAUGCCUAUAAGUUCACAGCUCCCAUUGUUGCACCAAACCCUAAAAAAAAAGAAAGAAAGCAGCUCCCUUUCCCCCCACCAGCAAGCCUUCUUCUUCUUCACCAACCUGAAGAAAAAAUGGAGUGCAAGAAGUCCAACAAGAUCACAGAAAUCGUCAGGCUGCAACAAAUCCUCAAGAAAUGGAGAAAGGCAGCCAACUCAUCCAAGCCUCCCACCACCACCAACACCGCCACCACCUGUUCCACUACAACCGGGACUGCCACCACCACCAACAACAACAACAGCAGCGGCGGCGGCAGCAAGAGCAUAAAGUUUCUGAAGAGGACUCUGUCACUGUCAGAGAGCAGCAGCAGCAGCAAUGCUAGCAGCGACAAUGGCACGGUGCCAAAGGGUUACCUGGCGAUCAGCGUCGGGCUGGAGCAGAAGCGGUUCACCAUCCCGACGGAGUACCUGAGCCACCCUGCAUUCCACAUCCUGCUCAGGGAGGCGGAGGAGGAGUUCGGGUUCCAGCAGGCUGGAGUCCUGAGGAUCCCCUGCGAGGUCCCGGUGUUCGAGAGCGUGGUGAAGAUCGUUGAGGAGAAGAAAGAUGGUGCUCUCUGCUUCAUGCAGCAGCAGCAGGAUUGCAGGUUCGACUUUGAAGAUGGUGCAGCAGCAGCAGGAGCAGGGUAUGGCUACUGUUCAUUGCCGGGGCAGCAGUGUAGUACUCCUGCUCAUCACCCUCAAAGCCCUAUGUGCAGAUGAUUUGCUGUUAAUGCACUGUCAUUCUUCUUCUUCUUCUUCUUCCCCUUUUCUUGUGUGACCCUUCCACUUUUUUCUUCUUGUUGGAUGAGGUCAUGUAAUAGGUAGAGAGAGAGAGAGAGAUCCUGCGGGAGGUAGUUCAAUAACUUUAAUUCUUCAAUGUCUUAGGAGAGAGAGGAUGAGAUAUCCUUGUAAAAGAGAUCACUGUUCUGAAAAAUCUGCAGAAACAGCCCAGAUAAUAUAUCCAUCUGUUGUUAUUCACAUAUCGGUUUCUGCUCUAUUACUAGUUGUUAUGGCUAAUAUGAUAUAUCAGAGACUCAGGGCAGGUCACCAAACAAACAUGCAAGACUCUCCAAGUAACUUCGUUUCAGGCUGAUGGUAAUGUACGAAUGAUAACAUCCACCAUCGCUACUUUGUGCUCGAGCCAAGCCAACAAUUACCUGUAAAAAAACUAAGCAUUUUCUAUUAAAUAGAGGGUAAAAUCUGAACAAAGGUAAUCCAUCAAAAGAUUCCUACUUCCUAGCAUUCAACAACCUGACUCUAGAUUUUUCAGACUGCCAAGUUGAGAACCCUGAAAACCUAGGGAAAACCCCACCUCCCAAUUGUUAAAUCACUCUUCAUCAGAAAUUCCGUGCCACCGACAUCUUCGUAAUAAACCGACUUUAUGCAGUUCCAGACACUUUCAAUCUGAUACUGGGGAGAUGGGGUAAAUGCAGCAAGAACAACCAAAAUGCUACAUGACAUUGAGAUCUAAUUCCACAUAACCAACCAUAUUAAACCGCAGGGUUCGCAAGUUUCGAUUCCAUUGUUGGAGUAGUAAGGAUGUCAUUACGCCCUGUGAUUACAACCUUUGGAUGCAUACAUGAAAAUAAUCUAACGUCUAUGAACUGCAGGACGUCGAUCCAUCCAGCGACCGCCCAGUUCUGCAAAAUUUGAACUAAAGUUCUGGAAUUCUUUAGGGCACGGAUUGUUUUGAAAAACACACGUUACUGCACUUGGAUCAUAAACAUUUCUUAUUUUGAGGUGGUCAACCAUUGGUACCGAUGAUAAGUGGGAGUACAGUACAGCAUCCAAUGCAAUUUGAAUACGGAAACCUGUACAGCAGCAAGAUGCAUAAUUACAGCAGCUACACUAGCUUAGUGCACAAAUCAAGCUCGUGCCUAGAAUAAUCAUCCAUUUGCAGAGCAUUCACAUGUAUAAUCACAUGGGGUGGGAGGGAGAGACCACGAAAUGACACGCCGAAUCCCUCUCAAGGUCUUCACCAUGAUUGGCCCCAAAUGAAAGAAAGAAAGAAGUCUGUAGGACUCCAUAUGACUUUCUUCUUGGGCAUGAAGAAAAAUAAUAAUAGUCAUAAUUAGACUUGUACUACAAAGGGAAAUGGUGAUGAGAUCCAUUAAAAAAGGGGAACUCACAUGUUAUCAUUUUACACUACACCAUUUUCUCCUGACAAAUCUCGAUGCCUCAACCCUAAAUCAAUCAUCAUGCCAAAUGGGACAUUAGUUAUUAGCCUAAUAAUAUAUGAUUACAAUAAAGUAGACUUGCAGCCACAGCCCACAGAUAACUAAAUUCAUGCCAGAGCUGUACAUACCAACUUCGGAUAUAGAAUGGAGUAACAGCUAAUGGAGACAAAUUCAAUUGGCAUUUGCUUACCAAAAUCCAAAUUGUUAGCAUAGUUUAUAUUUUUUAGUGAUCAUUAGAUCAACAUCCUCAUCGGUCAAUGGCAUAACGAGAAGGGCGCGAAAAUAGAGUCAAAGGAUUCAUACAUAGGUCUCUUUUGGGACAUUCGAUGAAAUUGGAACGAUAUAGAGAACAUUAGCAUGGUCCUGCAUAAAGAAUACACGCAUAAAUCGGCUUAAUCAGAUAAUGUCACCAGCUAUCAUUAUAAUGCAAUGCAGCUGAGCUACAGAGAACCCCUGAAGAAAAAUGUAAAAGGGGU
This is a messenger RNA of Linum trigynum, 3739 nucleotides long. The record is from the annotation of a GenBank genome assembly. NCBI's taxonomy places the organism in Eukaryota, Viridiplantae, Streptophyta, Magnoliopsida, Malpighiales, Linaceae.